CGGCAAGCGCCCGCGAUCCGCGCCCGGCCCAGGAAGCAAAGACUUUCGCAAUGAAACCCUUCCAGCUUCAAUUCAUGCAAGAACUGGAGUGCCACGUCCCAGGCCACUCCUCAGUGUGAUGGUUUGGCCUUGACUGGAGGGGAGGGACACGGAGUUAUUUGCCCCCGCUUCCCAGAUUCCAAUGACAGAUGGAUCUCUCACUCUUUCCUGGGCUCACUCGCUCUCUGUAUUGUUUUUUUCGACGUGUUUGAUCUGAAGUUCUGAAGCAUCUCAGAGGGGACCCAGGAGAGGACAAGGCGCAUGGAUGGUGUGAGCGGCAGGAGAGGCAGCUCUACCUUGUUCUUCCAAGUCACAUUGCGGUGUUGGGGGGAGGAAGGCGUGGAGGAGUCAUUCCUUCCAUCAAGAUUUGGUGGUGGCAGCUAAAUUUUGUUUUAUUUGAAAAGACAGCACAACAUCUUUUUCCCUCCCCAUUUGGACCUUUUCUGGUGGAUUGGGGGAGGCAGGAAGAAGUGGAUUUUGCUGUCCCCACUCCACGCCUUGUGUUGGCGCAGGGGGAAACAAAAAUGUGGGUGAUAGCACCAGAUAGAACUGGGGUGUCUGUGUCCUCCUAUCGCUAAGCUCUGAGCACUCAGGCCCUCUCCUCCCUUCACUUUAUUUUCUGGCAUCUUGGUUUCUUCUUGCCUGUAGUGGACAUUGCAUCCAACCAUGCCGUGCCUGGGAUUGUGGGCGUCUGCCUUGCUCUGUGUGUUUGUCCCUGGCAUGGUGCAUGGUGACUGCUGGCUGAUCGAGGGGGACAAGGGUUAUGUGUGGCUGGCCAUCUGCAGCCAGAACCAGCCCCCUUAUGAGACAAUCCCCCAGCACAUCAACAGCACGGUGCAUGACCUGCGUCUGAAUGAGAACAAGCUCAAGGUGGUGCUGUACUCCUCCCUCAACCGCUUUGGGAAUCUGACUGACCUGAAUCUGACCAAGAACGAGAUCUCCUACAUUGAGGACGGGGCCUUCAUGGGUCAGUCCAACCUGCAGGUCCUGCAGCUGGGCUACAACAAGCUCACCAACCUGACGGAGGGCAUGUUGCGUGGUAUGGCUCGGCUUCAGUUCCUCUUUGUGCAGCACAACCUGAUUGAGCUGGUCACUCCCACUGCCUUCUCGGAGUGUCCCAGCCUGAUCAGCAUUGACCUGUCUUCUAACCGGCUCAGCCGGCUGGAGGGGAACACCUUCACCAGCCUGAGCAACCUUAUGGUGUGUGAGCUGGCUGGCAACCCCUUCAACUGUGACUGCAGCCUCUACAGCUUUCUCAACUGGCUGGUGGUCUUCAACAAUGUCACAAAGAACUAUGACCGACUGCAAUGCGAGACCCCGCGAGAGUUCGCUGGUUACCCACUCCUGGUGCCUCGACCCCACCACAACCGCAAUGCCAUCACCAUAUUCCAGUCCAUGUGCCGGGGCGGCACAAUCCCCUCCCUCUCAAGAGUCAACCCCACCCCCUACACGCCUGACUCCCAGAGAGACCUGGAUGAGUCCUCAGGGUUCAACCAUGGGGACUUCCUGUCAGUGGAACCCCCAGCUUCUUCUACCACGGACUCCUCCUUCAAUCCCAGCAUCAAGGUCCACCAUGUGACCAUCACCUCAGCCACCUUGUUGGUGACCAUCCCCUCGCCCUACAGCAAGUUGUACGUUCUGACGCAAUAUAAUAACAGCUAUGUUGCCGAUGUCAGAACCCUGAAAUUCAAGAAGGAGUAUGUCGUCCUCAAAGAUCUGAAGACCCACACAGACUACACUUUCUGCGUGGCCUCCAUCCGCAACUCCAAGCGCUACAACCACACCUGUGUGUCCUUUACUACCAGGAGCAAGGGGAGGGAGGAUCCCAUUCCCAAUACCUCUACCACCACUCACUACAUCAUGACCAUCCUGGGCUGCCUCUUUGGGAUGGUCAUUGUCCUGGGAGUGGUCUACUACUGCCUGAGGAAGCGGAGGAUGCAGGAGGAGAAGCAGAAGUCCCUCAAUGUGAAGAAGACCAUUCUGGAGAUGCGUUAUGGCUCAGACAUUGACACCAGCUCCAUUGUCCACCCUUCACAGAAGCUGGGUGAGCCACCAGUCAUUCCCAUCUCACGGAUGUCCUCCAUCCCUUCCAUGAUUGGAGAGAAGAUGCCCCCAUCCAAGUCAAUGGAUGCUGGGAUGGAAACCCCAAAGGUCACUACCAAAGGCAACUACAUUGAGGUGCGAACAGGUGGUGGGGAUGGGCUGGAGAGAACCCAGCGAGAUGAUGACCUGCGGGAGCUCGACAAUGGCCAGGGUUCAGCAGCUGAGAUCUCUACCAUUGCCAAGGAAGUGGACAAGGUCAACCAAAUCAUCAACAACUGCAUUGAUGCCCUCAAGCUGGACACAGCUUCCUUCCUGGGAGGAGGGGGUGGCGUUGAUUCAGACAUGGCGUUUGAGUGUCAGUCCAUCCCCACCAGCUCCUCCGGCGGGCUGGAGCGGCCCAGCUUCCUCUCACCGCCCUACAAGGAGAGCUCCCACCACCCCCUGCAGCGCCAGCUGAGUGCAGAUGCUGCAGUGGCCAGGAAAACCUGCAGCGUCUCAUCCAGUGGCUCCAUCAAGAGCGCCAAGGUCUUCAGCCUGGAUGUGCCCGAUCACCCGCCGCUGAGCAAGUCAGACUCAAAAUACAUUGAGAAAGGCAGCCCACUCAACAGCCCCCUGGAUCGUCUUCCCCUGGUGUCCCCUGGUGCCAUCCACCACUUAGAGGUAAAACCUUCUUACCACUGCAGUGAACACCGGCACUCCUUCCCAGCCCUCUACUAUGAGGAGAGCGCAGACACCCUGAGCCAGCGGGUGUCCUUCCUUAAGCCACUCUCCCGUUCCAAGCGGGACUCCACGUACUCCCAGCUCUCCCCCAGACACUACUUCUCAGGCUACUCCUCCAGCCCUGAGUAUUCAUCAGAGAGCACUCACAAGAUUUGGGAGCGUUUCCGGCCUUACAAGAAGCACCACCGGGAGGAAGUUUACAUGGCGGCCGGCCACGCCCUGCGGAAGAAAGUCCAAUUUGCCAAGGAUGAGGAUCUGCACGACAUCCUGGAUUACUGGAAAGGCGUCUCCGCUCAGCAGAAGUUGUGACUCUGUCUUUACAAGGAAAAAUAAAAAGGACUCCCCAACAACCACAAGAAAGAACCACUUGACUGUGAAUCAAAGAACCAACAAAUGCUCCUGACAAAAAUGAACCGAAAACCAUUUCUUAAAAGUUUACAAAAAACAAACAAACCCCACCCCCAACUGAAAUGAAUUGUUUCUACUGUGUUACGGGGACCAUUGUUACUGCUGCAGGUGGUUGGGAGGAGCUGCCUGCUUUGACACUGUGGUAAUGUCGCCGUGCGUUGGGGUUAGCUGAGGUCCAGGACAUGGAGGGGCAGGAGGGAUAAGCAGUGAGGAGAGCAGGGGAGGUUGCUAACUAAGUGUAGACUAAAACACUAACCAUUGCUUUUCUGUUCCUAUUGCUCCUUUGUUCCAGAAUAGUUAUGUUUUAGGGCGGGAAUCCUGACUGCUCCCCAAAAGGGAUAAUGGCAAUUCCUACCCCCAUGCCCCAGGCAUUCCCAUCAAGAGGAAACUGGGGAUGUCCCCAUCCCUCUCGGGAUGGCAGUCCAAGUCAGUGGAAGCUAAGUUGUUAUUUUUACAGGGGCGACGUUGUGAAGACCUGCCCCAGUCUUGUGGGGUUUGUACAGAAACCAGAGUGUAAGAGGAGGAUCUCUUCCCAUGUCCUCUGCCCCCCACCACUCUGUCGGGAUUCCCUAGGUUGGAGUCAGGCUUUGUGGCUGGUGGCUGCAUCAGCCUCUAAUCUUCCUUGGGGUACAUAGUCCAGGGAACUCCUUUCCCCUACCUUUGAUUCAUGUAGGAAGAGCGGUCACUGGCUCUUGAGCCCUGCAGGGGGGGUCCCCAAGGCCAGCCCCAGCAGUACAUUCCAGUUAGUCUUCCAGUACGUGGUCGGGAGCAUGACCUCUGGCAUUGCUAAAGGCAGGGCCAGCAGAGAUGGGUGAGAAGACAGGAAUUCUCAACCUCUUUGAGAUCAGGAGUGUGCCCUUUCCCGUUGCACACCCCACACAUACACUCAGCUUACGUCUCCCUCCCACUCCCAGGCUCUGCUCCUCCCCUGCCCCCACUUCCCCUCCAUUCCCACUCUGGCCUGCGCUCAAGGAAGGGCUUCAACCCCUGGGGGUAUGGGCAGAGGAUACUUAGUGGAGGAAUCACAACAGCAGGAAACUACUGCAGCAGUGGCUGCUUUUGUGCCCUCCAGGAGCUGCUGCCCUGGUGACUGCCCUCAGUUACAUUACUGCCUUUGUCACCCUCUCACCCAGCUCUCCCAGAGCAGGGUCCCCCUUCCCUGAGGGGUGCAGAAAGAAUGGAUGUAAACAGACACUCAUGUGGCAGUUCCUGAUUGCCCCUCUACUCAGUCUGUCCAUUGAGAAAGUCCAGGGCUGGAGGAGACCUCCAGGGAGUGGGUCCCACUCCAAUGAGGCACAGGCAACUCUCCUAGAUAAGAGGCAGGCCCCAAAGUUAGAGAAAAGCUGGUAGGUGAAAAGCUGGUAGUGGGGGCAGGGUACAGGGACAGUACCCUAAGGAGGGGGAACAUGGUUGAGCAUGGCCUGGGACAAGAGGGUACAGUGCAGUAGGACAGCUCUGGGCAAAGGAGAGGAGGGUGCAGCUCAGGAAAUGAUGCCCUCAGCCUGCCCCUCCUGGGCCCUAUCGCAGAGGUGGUGCAGGUCAGGGGAGGGCUGUUCUUGCCUCGCUUACCUGGUACCGGCCAUCAGAAGAACUGGAGCACCCUUCUCACC
Molecule: messenger RNA, 4820 nt
Organism: Gavialis gangeticus (Gharial)
Lineage: Eukaryota; Metazoa; Chordata; Crocodylia; Gavialidae
Gene: ELFN2
Product: extracellular leucine rich repeat and fibronectin type III domain containing 2
Exons: 3
Coding region: 706-3111 (801 amino acids)
Cellular component (GO): plasma membrane
Molecular function (GO): protein binding
Source: RefSeq, a predicted model, not a curated record